Molecule: messenger RNA, 570 nt
Organism: Hevea brasiliensis (rubber tree)
Lineage: Eukaryota; Viridiplantae; Streptophyta; Magnoliopsida; Malpighiales; Euphorbiaceae
Exons: 4
Coding region: 124-570 (148 amino acids)
Source: RefSeq, a predicted model, not a curated record
AUGACAACUAGGGGUGGACGGGUGGCGGUGUCCCCUCAAAUCCUGUUAUCCAAAAUUCUCAACCUUAACAUUUUAAAAGGAAAACAAAGCAAAUUGCAGAAUCCAAACCAAAACUUAAGCUAGAUGAUGAUGGGCAGCUUGAAAGCAGCAGCAGCAGCAGCUUCACCACUAUUACUUCAUCCUCAAUUGAGUGUCGCAGUAGGCAAAAGCAAGAGUGUCGACGCAACGCCAAGAAUUGUUAGCGUCUCUGCUUCAAAAUCUGCUGGAUUUUCCAUUAACUCGAUUCUUAAUGGUUGUAAAACAUGUGGAGGCAAAGGUGCAAUAGAGUGUCCAGGGUGCAAGGGGACAGGAAAAAAUAAGAAGAAUGGAAAUAUAUUUGAGCGUUGGAAUGUUUCAGAUGUUUUGACUGUCAAGGGUUUGGACUCAAGAGUUGUCCAAAUUGUGGGAAAGGAGGCCUCACACCUGAACAAAGAGGGGAAAGAUGAUCCUAUUUGCACUAGCCCUCAACCCCACUAUUUUCUUAUUCAUAUAUAUGUAUAUAUAUAUUUUUUCUUAACUAAAAAAACAUAA